AUGGAACAUGUCGGUGCUGUUCUUGGGCGAUGUGCUUCUUUGUGCCUUCGACCCCUCCUCGCAACACCAGCAGUUCUCGAUCUUGCUGGAGGGGAUGUCGUGUUGCCAACGUGCCCACCGGAACUGGAGGAGCCAGAGGGCGGCGUUGCGCAAGCCGUCAAGCAGGCCAAGCGGCAGCUGAAGUUGUUCAAGUCUGCGGCGGAGGGAGAGUGCCGCUUCCGCACCGUAAGUGCGCAGCUGCAGAUUGGUAGUAGCAACGCCCUUGCCAUACAACAGGUAGCAUUUGUCUGGCAACUGGUGGAGCAGGGAAGAGGGCAACAUCAGAUCAGGAGGCAGCCAGUGAGUCGAGCCACUGCGUCAGGUAUUCCAUUUCCCGCAGAAGAUCUUAAAUGA
Messenger RNA from Symbiodinium sp. CCMP2456, 393 nucleotides. The record is from the annotation of a GenBank genome assembly. NCBI's taxonomy places the organism in Eukaryota, Dinophyceae, Suessiales, Symbiodiniaceae.